AUGGCUCUGACGUUGCUGGCGCUGAUCUGCGCGGUCAAGGCAGCCGCCGGUGAGAUUGAGCAGGUGGCAGUCGGCUAUCAUCACACGUGCGUGCGAGCGAAUGGUUACGUCAAGUGCUGGGGCAGGAACAACGUAGGCCAGUUGGGCCUGGGCACCACCGACAAUAUGGGCGAUGGAAGCAAUGAGAUGGGGGAUCACCUCCCUCUUGUGGCGUUUGGCACCGGACGCUCGGCAGUGGAAGUGACCGCUGGUGAACUUCACACAUGUGCCAGGCUGGACGACGGCUCUGUCAAGUGCUGGGGCUACAACUGGUACGGCCAGUUGGGCUUGGGCAGCCACGACUAUAUGGGCGAUGGAGCCAGUGAGAUGGGGGACUACCUCCCUCCCGUCGCCCUCGGCACGGGACGCUCCGCAGUCGGAGUCGCUGCUGGUUACUCACACACAUGUGCGAGGCUGGACGACGGGACUGUCAAGUGCUGGGGCCGCAACAACUACGGCCAGUUGGGCCUGGGCACCACCGACGAUAGGGGCGAUGGAAGCAGUGAGAUGGGGGACUACCUCCCUGCUGUGGCCCUGGGCACCGGACGCUCCGCAGUGGAAGUGACCGCUGGUUCAUAUCACACAUGUGCCAGGCUGGACGACGGCUCGGUCAAGUGCUGGGGCUCCAACUCCUACGGCGUGUUGGGCCUGGGCACCACCGACAAUAUGGGCGAUGGAAGCAAUGAGAUGGGGGACCACCUCCCUCUUGUGGCGUUUGGCACCGGACGCUCGGCAGUGGAAGUGGCUGCUGGUAAAUAUCACACAUGUGCGAGGCUGGACGACGGCACUGUCAAGUGCUGGGGCCACAACAACUACGGCCAGUUGGGCCUGGGCACCACCGAAGAUAGGGGCGAUGGAAGCAGUGAGAUGGGGGACUACCUCCCUGCUGUGGCCCUGGGUACCGGACGCUCCGCAGUGGAAUUGGCUCCUAGUCUUGAAUCUCACACAUGUGCCAGGCUGGACGACGGCUCUGUCAAGUGUUGGGGCAACAACGGCAGCGGCCAGUUGGGCCUGGGCACCACCGAAAAAAUGGGCGAUGCAAGCAAUGAGAUGGGGGACUACCUCCCUGCCGUGGACCUCGGCACGGGACGCUCCGCAGUCGAAGUGGCUGCUGCUGCUUCUCACACAUGUGCCAGGCUGGACGACGGCUCUGUCAAGUGCUGGGGCGACACCUACUACGGCCAGUUGGGCCUGGGCACCACCGACGAUAGGGGCGAUGGAAGCAAUGAGAUGGGCGACCACCUUCCUCCCGUUGACAUGAUCAUGCCAACCACAACCACAACGACAAGCAAAACAACCACGAGCAGCACGACCGGCACCAGCUCCACCAGCGCCACUGGCAGUACCACCACAUCCAGUAGCACCGACAGCACAACGAGCACGAGCACCACAAGCACGAGCACCACAAGCACGAGCACCACGAGCACGAGCACCACAAGCACGAGCACCACAAGCACGAGCACCAGCGGAAGCACAUCCCGAACCAGCUCCACCUCUACAACAGGAGAGUCUAGUGGCAAGGGCAUAGAAGAACUACCCAGCAUGGCAGGCUCUGUCACAACCUCCACAGCCGCAACCGAGGAAGCAAGGGAGGAGCAACAGCGUAGAGAGGACGCCAAAGCGGCCGUGAACAAGAUCGAGUCAGCAACGCAGGUCGCGGUCAAGAAUGCGCUGACAAGCCUUCUGGGUAGCCUGAACGGCACAGGCAACGCGAGCACAGGCGUGCUAGGCGAAGCGUCCAUUUCUACCGAUGCCGGAGAUGGGAAGGUCGUGGUCUAUAGCCCUGAACGCUUGGCAGAAUCUGGGGAGCCUGCAACAGUCAGCGUGGACAACUCAUCAGCCACCGCCGAGGUCCCCGUCGGUGUGCUGCAGCAGGCCCAGGUCUUGGCAGGAGAUGGCCAUCUCAUGCUGAGCGUCGUGGUCAUGAAUGAGGAACUGUCUGAGAAGUUCAGCACAUCUCCUCCGGCCACGCAAGAAGGCUUUCAAGAACAGCAAGGCCCCGUGACGACCUUGCUGUCGGCGCCCUUGGUGAUCAACGUCCGCGACGAGAAUGGAACCGUCAUCGACAUAGGCCCGCUGAAAACUCCGAUGACGGUUCAGCUGGAGGUCAAGAAGCGGAGGUUGGACCAGGUGAGCAAGAGUGCCCGCAGAAAAUGUGCCUAUUGGGAUGAGGAGCGAGCAGUUUGGGAGACGAAUCCGACGGAAAUCGAAAGCAUCGAAGACGACGAGGCUAAGCCUGGCCUUGUGCGCUGCAGAACGAGACGGAUGGCCAUCUUUAGUGUCGUGCUGGAGGAGUUCGAGAACACCCUGAAGUGCAGCACGCUGGGACAGCUGCUGACCGCCGACGCGCUUGCGAGCCUUUCCAGGACUGACUGGCUGCUGCAGAUGCCCACGCUCGUGGUGAUGUGCUUCCUAUUCAUGCUCCUUGGCUCCUUUUUUGGUUAG
Molecule: messenger RNA, 2484 nt
Organism: Symbiodinium necroappetens
Lineage: Eukaryota; Dinophyceae; Suessiales; Symbiodiniaceae
Source: the annotation of a GenBank genome assembly